GCGCUAAGCUUGCCCUCUCCGGGCACUAGCGGCGCCGGGGGCGGCAGCAUCGCAGCCCAUCCCGCGGCGCUCUCCGGCAGGGAUUGGAGGCAGGCCGGCUGCCGGUCGGCGGCCCCCUGGCGGAGCGGCUCCGCAUGGCCCGCGCGCCGGACGCCGCCGCCGCUGCCACCGCCCCUGCCCGGCUCGCCCCCGGCUGGCUCCCGAGGUAGGAGGCAGCGGCCAGCUCCUCUUCCUCCGGAUCGCCAGCAUGAGCGCGGUGGCUCUCCAGGAGCUCGGCAACAACAUGGUGGAGUAUAAGCGAGCGAUGUUUCAAGAAGAUGAAGUCCUGGACGCCCCUGGGGACGGGAGCAACACCUCUCCAGACAGCAUAGAGGUGGGCUUCCGAAAAGGUGAUGGCCUCUUCCUGAGUCGCCUUGGCUCCCAAAUCCAGCUGAAGUUGGUCUUCUGGGUGAUUUCCCUCUUUGUGGCUGUUCUGCUUCUGAGUACAAUCAUAGCCAUGGCCAUCCAGUACAGUAAAGAUCCCUUACAUACAACUUGCCUUACUGAAGCCUGCGUCAUUGUAGCUGGUAAGAUCUUGGAAGCUUUGGAUCCGGACGUCAAGCCCUGUGACGAUUUUUACCAGUAUGCCUGUGGGGGAUGGAUCAAGCGGAACCCACUGCCAGAUGGGCGCUCCAAGUGGAGUACCUUCAACAGUAUUUGGGACCAAAACCAGGCCAUCAUGAAGCACCUGUUGGAAAAUGCCACUUUUAACUCCAGCAGUGAGGCUGAAAGGAAGACACAGCGCUAUUACUUAUCCUGCCUCAGAGAACAGAAGAUUGAGGAACUGGGGUCUCAGCCGCUGAUUGAUCUGAUCGAGAAGAUUGGUGGCUGGAAUGUCACUGGCUCCUGGAACCAGACCAACUUCAUGGACGUCUUGAAAUUGGUCUCUGCAACGUAUCGCGCUUCUCCGUUCUUCACUGUUUUCGUGGGACCUGAUUCCAAAAGCUCCAAUAGCAACAUCAUCCAGGUGGAUCAGUCCGGCCUAUUUCUUCCAUCACGAGAUUAUUAUUUGAACAAGACAGCCAACAAGAAGGUGUUGUCUGCCUAUCUGGAGUACAUGGUGGAGCUGGCGAUGCUGUUGGGAGGAGCCAGAAGCGCAGUGGAAGAACAGAUGGGUCAGGUGCUGCUCCUGGAGACUCAGUUGGCCAACAUCACUGUCCCCCAAGACGAACGGCGAGAUGAUGAGAAGAUUUACCAUAAGAUGACCAUUGCUGACUUACAGGUUCUUGCCCCUGCUGUUGAGUGGCUGGACUUCAUCUCAUACUUCCUUGCACCACUAGACCUAACAGAUGCUGAGCCGGUGGUGCUCUAUGGGAGGGAGUAUUUGGAGCAGGUGUCACAACUCAUCAAUAACACCGACAAAAGUGUUUUGAACAAUUAUAUGAUUUGGAAUCUGAUUCAGAAAACGGCUUCCAGCCUCGAUCAGCGGUUUGAAACUGCCCAGGAGAAGCUAUUGGAGACUUUGUACGGUACCAAGAAGUCUUGCACACCGCGCUGGCAAACCUGCAUUUCUAACACAGACGACACCCUGGGUUUCGCUCUGGGAGCCCUGUUUGUAAAAGCCACCUUCGACCGACACAGCAAGGAGAUUGCUGAGAACAUGAUUGCCGACAUCCGUGCUGCCUUUGAAGACUCGCUAAACAAUCUUGACUGGAUGGACAAGAAGACCAAGCAAACUGCGAAGGAGAAGGCUGAUGCCAUCUAUGACAUGAUUGGCUUCCCUGAGUUCAUCCUCGACAACAAGGAGUUGGAUGAUGUCUAUGAUGGGUAUGAGGUCUCGGAAGACUCUUUCUUUCAGAACAUGUUGAAUUUCUACAACUUCUCUGCCAGGUUUAUGGCAGACCAACUGAGGAAGCCUCCCAACCGAGACCAGUGGAGCAUGACCCCCCAGACCGUCAAUGCUUACUAUUUGCCUACCAAGAAUGGCAUCGUCUUUCCUGCGGGCAUCCUCCAGGCUCCGUUCUAUGCUCACAACCAUCCCAAGGCCCUCAACUUUGGAGGCAUCGGCGUUGUGAUGGGGCAUGAGCUCACCCACGCUUUCGAUGAUCAAGGCCGAGAGUAUGACAAAGAAGGUAACCUGCGUCCUUGGUGGCAAAAUUCAUCCCUUGAAGCCUUCAAGAACCGGACGGAAUGCAUGGAGGAACAAUAUAGCAAAUACCUCGUCAACGGAGAGCAUGUCAACGGCAAACAGACGUUGGGGGAGAACAUUGCUGACAACGGGGGUCUGAAAGCCGCUUACAACGCUUACAAAUCUUGGCUGAAGAAGAACGGGGAGGAGAAACACCUCCCCUCCGUGGGCCUUACGAGUCACCAGCUCUUCUUUUUAGGAUUUGCACAGGUUUGGUGCUCUGUGCGGACGCCGGAGAGCUCGCACGAGGGCCUGAUGACGGAUCCCCACAGCCCCGACAAGUUCCGGGUCAUCGGCACUCUCAGCAACUCGCGGGACUUUUUAGAGCACUUUGACUGCCCAAAAGGCUCUUUCAUGAACCCUGGGAAGUACUGUGAGGUAUGGUAGGGGAAGGAAGGAAGGAAGGAAGGAAGGAAGGAAGGAAGGAAGGAAGGAAGGAAGGAAGGAAGGAAGGAAGGAAGGAAGGAAGGAAGGAAAUAAGUUGCAUCUCUGGCAGUUCCUGUACAUACAUCUGUCCAACCCUGCACAGUCCUGCUCACUUAGAAGCACUUGGCAACCCCUGCCUGGACAUCUUCAGUUGGUGCACCGGGACAAGGAAAAGCAGAAGCUCUGCCUUCCUUCCAAGACUACUUUUCUUAGGUCAGGAAGGAGCAAAACGCACCGCUUCCUCCUCUUCACUAAGGCCCUCACUUCUUCCUCUGUGGGAUCCGCGGAGACUCUCCAAUUCAACGUCUUUGGCUUUUCUUCUCAUCUCCAGCUAACUCGGGGCCUCGGCAAUCCUUUGCAGAGCCCUGGUGCCAUCUUUCUUCUGCUUCUCUAGGUCGGCUUUGCAGCUUUGCUGUUUGGGGGGAAGGGGGCGGUGGGUCUGGGAACCACACCGAGGAGGAUGCUUUUCCUCUUUGAAUCUCCAGGUUGGAAGGUGACUCUCUGGAUUCAGUGGGGGAAUUCCAACUGCAGCUUGCUAGGUUUAUGGACAUUACAGAUUCGUCAGGGAACCCCUUGAAACGUGGGGUAGGCAACCUCGGCUCUUUUAUGACUCGUGGACUUCAACUCCCAGAAUUCCUGAACCUGCAUGGGGGAAUUAUGGCCCCUUCAUGACUCGUGGACUUCAACUCCCAGAAUUCUUGUGCCAG
Crotalus tigris (Tiger rattlesnake) is the source of this 3300-nucleotide messenger RNA. It is a transcript of the gene ECE2, whose product is annotated as endothelin converting enzyme 2. Bases 248 to 2554 code for a protein of 768 amino acids. Lineage: Eukaryota; Metazoa; Chordata; Lepidosauria; Squamata; Viperidae. Gene Ontology annotation, cellular component: plasma membrane. Gene Ontology annotation, biological process: protein processing. Gene Ontology annotation, molecular function: metalloendopeptidase activity. The record is from RefSeq and is a predicted model, not a curated record. The transcript is spliced from 19 exons.